CCGAGCUAAGCCCAGCCGAGCGGGGCCGGGCCGAGCCAGACGAGCCGAGCGGGGCCGAGCUGAGCGGCAGCAUGCUGGGCAUGAUCAAGAACACCCUGCUGAGCACGGUGGAGGCAUGGCCCUCCCAAGUGCUGAGCAAGGGGGAGAAGGAGCAGCUCAGCUACGAGGAGAGGGCAUGCGAGGGCGGGUGGUUUGCGGCGGUGGAAGUGUCAGGGAAGCCUUUCGACGAAGCCUCGAAGGAAGGGGUGCUCAAGCUCCUCAAGUACGUCGGAGGAACCAACGACAAGGGAAUUGGUAUGGGCAUGACUGCUCCUGUCUCCAUCACUGCUUUUCCUGCUGAAGACGGCUCCUUACAGCAGAAAGUGAAGGUCUCUCUGAGGCUCCCGAGCCAGUUUCAAGCCAACCCUCCUAGUCCUAGCGAUGAAAGCAUUAAGAUUGAAGAGAGACAGGGGAUGACCAUUUAUUCCACGCAGUUUGGUGGCUAUGCCAAAGAGGAGGAUUAUGUGAACUAUGCUGCCAAGCUGAAGUCUGCUCUGGGGAGUGAAGCUGCAUACCGCACGGAUUUCUACCUCUGCAAUGGUUACGACCCCCCCAUGAAGCCUUAUGGGCGACGCAAUGAGGUCUGGUUUGUGAAGGAGUGAGCAUCUGGCUGCCACUGCUGCUGGCUUGCACUGAUAGCCUCCCCACACUAUGUCCGUCUCCUCUUCAAAAUAAACAAUUUGGCAGAGGCAGAAAACCUUCCUCUCUUCCCUCCACAUCUAUGCCUUGGUCUUUUAUGGACCAACCAUUUUAGAAGAACACUGCAGAAUCCUCUGACAAUCCUGCUCCUUCAUUCCGGGCCAAGUCCUCAACCACACAGAUUCUCGUGAUCUGUCGGUGGCUUGCUUUUAUCUCCCACAGGCUCCCCGAGUUCAAUGCUGAGACAGCCAAAGUACUUAAUUAGCAAGACUGGUGCCUGACAGGAGUCACGUCUAAAUGCUGGCAGACUAUUAGUCUCACCUGAGGCAGGCAGGAGAACAUGACAAAAGUGCAUACAAAGACUUUUUUAUCUUCUUGGGCUUGCUGCAGCUGUAAAAUGCCGCUUUUAUCUGUGCCACUCCAAAGGCAGUCUAAAGGGACAUGGGCAUUGCUACCAACACAGCGCAGUGAAAAUAAGCAUCCUUUACAUUGAGUCAUAGUGUUCAGGAGAGCAACACUUCUGUCAUCUGACUGAGAAAUGUAAUUUAGAGUCAGAUCCCGGUUUCUGUUUGCAGCUAUCCUUCUGUUUGAGGUGAGACCUUUUGGAGCAUGUUAUGCCCUGAUCUAAGCUGGCAGUGUGACGUGCAGACCCCAAGAUCAUUUCCUGACCUUCCUGUUACUUGUAUGUAACACUUCUUUAAAACUAGCCUACACAAGGGCCAAAGCUGAAAUGUGUGUGGUAAUCUAAUUGAAUUAGAAAAAUGCAGGCUGUGAAAAAAGCAGGUGCCUAUUACUUGUGAUCAGAGGGUGCAUUUGAAGAAUGGUGAGCAUCUAGUGAAACUACUGUAGGUGCAGAACUUUAAAAAAACUCUUCUUAAAUGGUGUUAGUUUCUGAAGGGCCACUCAGAGCAGCUGUCAUCUUUAAAGGAGGAGGAAAACCUGGCUGUUCUUGAAAAUAGGGAUUUACGUCAAAAAAUGAGUAGCCUUUCAGAAACUUCGUAUACAAUAGUAAGGAUGGGUAUUGUUUUAGGAAGACUGGCAAUGUUUAACUGUUAGGCAUCAAACCAGCAUUUUAGCUGUCGGCUCUGCCGGGGAGGUAGCAGGAUGGCCACAGUGGGAACACGCUCACACACCAUGCUACUGUGGGUGCCUGUAUAAUUCGUUACCUCCAUUAAAAGAGGUGUGCUCCUCUGAGGCUAAAGUGCCUCAGUGUUCAGGUGCUUUCCAAAAGCUGUUUCCCACAGAAAUCCCAGGUUCUGGCCAGUUGAGCUGUUUGACAUGCACCUGCUUUCUGAGAACAAAUCUCAAGAGUAAAAGGAGAAAACCUGAGGUUCUGACAUGCUUUCUUUUUCUUUCUUGCUGAGCCAUAUGAGAGCUUUGCUGUGGACCUCACAAGAUGCUUCAGUCACCUGUAUGCAAGAGCAGCUAGUCAGGAUGGGUAAAAAGUGCAGAUAACAUUUAAUUUAAAAAAAAAAAAACCAAGGGAAAAGCUAUUGGCUGCAGUUAGUGAUUGCAGUGCAGGGGAAGAGGAAUCAAAAGGGAAAUCAAAGCAAAGAGUUAGGGUUUUUAAAGGAGCAAAGGCCCUUCUAAGGUCAUCCCUGAAUCCAAAGGAAUCUAUUCAUGUCUCAGAUUUUUACCUGUGUGGGUGAAGAAUAGAGGUGCACAAUGCUGCCUCGUAUAUGCAUUCCUGGAUCAUUUUGGAACUUCUGUGUAGACUGUGGACACAGUCCUUUCUGGCUACCGGAGAUGAAUGUCCUACAAUGAUCAAAAUCCUGAAAUUUCUCAAAAUUUCUCCUGUGAAAUCUCAGAUGUUAGGAAGACCAAUAAUAAACCUGCUAUGAACAGA
Molecule: messenger RNA, 2524 nt
Organism: Phalacrocorax carbo (great cormorant)
Lineage: Eukaryota; Metazoa; Chordata; Aves; Suliformes; Phalacrocoracidae
Source: RefSeq, a predicted model, not a curated record